Molecule: messenger RNA, 342 nt
Organism: Pieris macdunnoughi
Lineage: Eukaryota; Metazoa; Arthropoda; Insecta; Lepidoptera; Pieridae
Source: the annotation of a GenBank genome assembly
AUGUCUGUAAGUCUAAAAGCGAAGGAUAAUAAGCCGGAACCUAUAGCAUAUAGCGAAGCAGCUUUAAGAAAUAAUGCGAUAGUCGUGGAAUACUGUCGUACUUCAAUGUCAGCGUUAUCAGGCUCAACUGCAGGUGUUCUUGGCUUGACCAGUCUAAAUGGAUUUGCAUUCUACAUGUUUGCUGUGGUUAUUUUAUGGGUGAUGUUUAUGAUCAAAGCAGGGCCUAACUGGCCUAAAUACUAUGUAUCAAGACAAAGUAUACUGACAAAUGGAUUCUUCGGUGGACUCUUUACCUAUGUUUUAUUUUGGACAUUUAUAUAUGGAAUGGUACAUGUCUAUUAG